AUGAGCUCCCAGGAUUUCUACUUAGUACUGGCCCCUUGCAGAUACUCUCCUCGCGGUUGCAAAGCUGGGUUCGCAGAGGGGCCUAGGAACGGAAUCCUUCGACGGAGAAUGUCGACACUCAUGUCUCGAGCCAUGCCGAAUUCGAAGGACUUCCGAGCUUUCUUCCUGUCUCGCAGUACGAUCGCAUCGUGGAGGAAGGUUUUACGGCGCCUGGGGGAUGACAUCCCUCCAUGUCCAGAAGAUCUCACUGAGCCACAGUAUGCUAGCUUGCUGUUUGAUACGUUCUGCAUGUGGGACAUCUCGUCGUUUCGCAACCUCAGACUUCAAGAUGCGAUUAAGAUUCUGCGCAGCUUCACAUGCCACGGACGUAUGGAAAAGAAAUUCCACGGGGAUGUUGCAACUACGGCCUUCAAGAUCAUUCCGAGCUACGACGGUCGUGCGGUUCGAGUUAGUGCUUCAGAGCUCUUACCAACAGCAGAAUUCGACGCCAACAAUCACACCGAGUCGCAAACAUAUUUCCGCCCCGAGCUACAGUUGGCUAUCCAGGAAAUCCAAACUUUCUGGAGUUUAAAGGCGGAGUCACCAGAAGAAUUCGAAGUCUUCGUGAGGGACCGUAAUCUGCGCGCUACAGUCGCAAUGAAUGAAGGAUCGGCGAUACAGUCCUGGAUUUCUCGUUACAAAGAAAGGCGAUCAAAAGAAAUGGCUGAUCAACGCCUCACAAGGAUCAAGCAAGAGAUGAAUAAACUGGGUUGGGAAGAACAAUACUUUCCCAGCUGGUGUGAUUCCGAUCCAGGCGAUCGCAGGAAGUGGUGCCGUUUUAUGUACCAAACCAAGGAAUUGACCGAUCGUGGUUGGAGCUUGAUUCGUCCCAAAAUGACGGCAAUCUAUGAGCGUCGCAAGAAGGAACAGUUAAGCAAGGUCUUGUGGGGCCAAAUCAAGGACCGCUGGAUGGAGUAUCGCUUGGCACAUCCCCCCGGGGUACGGCGCCGUAUGCCCGGCUGGGCUGAAGUAGAAAAGCUGUCAAUCAUCGCAUCCUUCGUCUCCGAAAACUAUGCCAACUGCUCCGACGCAGCUAUGGCUGGCCUUAUGGAAUCGAUCGUUAAGGGAACUGAGGACUUUUUUGCUUCCGUUGAAAUCGAUUUGGAGACGGUUCUCGUCGACUCGGCCCGACUUGAUCCGGGAGAGACGGACAAAGACCCUGGAGUCUCUUUGCUUGCCAUGGCGGGAUGCGUCUUCGUCUGUGAUCCGGGAGACAUUUUGGGUCCUGCUGUCAUCAAAGCGUUCCCAGAACUCGUCGAGUACCUCGUCGAUUCCAACCCAUUGAAGCCGUGGAGCGAAAUUUGUCCCAAAGCCGACCUAAUGCUUCAUGCUGUCGUGCAGGAUGUUCUUAACGCUCUGAGGCUUCCAGCCGAUACUACGAGGAGCGACGUUCUAUCUCUUGGCCCCGUUACAUGUAAUUGCUCCCACCAAAACUACCGCGGUGCGAUCACUUUCGACAAACUUGUUGAGCAUGUCUACGAAGAACAAAGAUGGUACGCUGAGGCUCUAAUGAAAAGCUUGGCUAUCUCCAACUCAUCACAGGAGCUUUUCUGGAACACUCACUCGACAUCUAGUCUCCCCUCUCUUAUUAGUUGCUGCUCGGAACUUGCCGAAGUGUCUGGAAACAGGAGAUCGCCCUACUACCUCGACGAUUGGGCACAAUCAUCCUCAUCUGACGCACCUUGCAACACUGCACCUCAAGUUCCCAGUAGUAGUUCCGGGACUGCCAUCUCUGACCUACUGGCCAAACCACUCUAUUGUUUAUAUUGCUAUGAAAUGGCGAGAAUAUUUUAUCCACUCCGUACCGAAGAGGACGCAGACUGGCAUAUGCGUUACAAGCAUGAGAGGUCGAGGACUCCGAUGGACCUCGAUUCGCAGACAAACCUCGAGGAGAGAUUCACCUUUGGAGAGAGAUUGGCCCUCAGCCACCACUGGACGGAUUGGAUGGACUUCGACAAUUCUUUCUUCAAGCCGAGCCCUGGAGGUGACAUCAACUUCGAGAGAGAUUUUGGACGAUGGUUCGCGGAUCCAGAAGAACAAGUAAAAGGAUGA
Cyclocybe aegerita is the source of this 2091-nucleotide messenger RNA. NCBI's taxonomy places the organism in Eukaryota, Fungi, Basidiomycota, Agaricomycetes, Agaricales, Hemipholiotaceae. The record is from the annotation of a GenBank genome assembly.